Magnolia sinica is the source of this 1026-nucleotide messenger RNA. RefSeq lists its product as uncharacterized. The record is from RefSeq and is a predicted model, not a curated record. The transcript has 2 exons. Lineage: Eukaryota; Viridiplantae; Streptophyta; Magnoliopsida; Magnoliales; Magnoliaceae. The coding region runs from base 1 to 1026 and encodes 341 amino acids.
AUGGCUAAGCAUCUACUUUCAGUACUCCUAGUCCUUAUGGCAUUUCUCAUCACAGUGAAUUGCUACAAACCACUGAAAUCAUGCAAUCCAAGUGGCUACUUACGCGGCAAGGCCCACAAAUGCAACAUCCAGAACUACUCCGACUGCUGCAAGGCGGGCAAGAUGUAUCCUCAGUAUCAUUGCUCACCUCCUGUUACAAGCAAUACUGGUGCAACCAUGACCAUCAAUAGCUUUGCCCCAGGGGGUGAUGGUGGAGCACCUUCCGAGUGCGAUAACAAAUACCAUAGCGAUAGUGAAAAAGUCGUGGCCCUGUCUACAGGAUGGUACAAUGGCGGAAGCCGUUGCCUUCAGAACAUCAAGAUUAACGCCAAUGGUCGGUCAGUGCUAGCUAAGGUUGUUGACGAGUGUGAUUCGAUGAAUGGUUGUGAUUCUGAUCAUGACUACCAACCACCUUGCCCCAACAACAUAGUAGAUGCCUCUCCUGCAGUGUGGAAGGCAUUGGGCAUCCCUGAAUCGCAGAUCGGUGACUAUGAUAUCACGUGGUCUGAUUCAUGCAAUCCCAGUGGCUACUUACGCGGCAAGGCCCACAAAUGCAACACCCAGAACCACUCCGACUGCUGCAAGGCGGGCAAGAUGUAUCCUCAGUACCAUUGCUCUCCUCCUGUUACUAGCAAUACUGGUGCGACCAUGACCAUCAAUAGCUUCGCCCCAGGGGGUGAUGGUGGGGCCCCUUCCGAGUGCGACAACAAAUACCAUAAUGAUAGUGAAAUGGUUGUGGCCUUGUCUACGGGGUGGUACAAUGGUGGUAACCGCUGCCUAAAGAACAUAAAGAUCAAUGCCAAUGGCCAAUCCAUAUUGGCUAAGGUUGUUGAUGAGUGUGAUUCGAUGAAUGGUUGUGAUUCAGAUCAUGACUACCAACCACCUUGCCCCAACAACAUAGUAGAUGCCUCUCCUGCGGUGUGGAAGGCAUUGGGCAUCCCCGGAUCGCAGAUCGGUGACUAUGAUAUCACAUGGUCCGAUGCUUGA